AUGAACGUAAGUUGGGGUGGAUUAACACAAGUUGGUACUUUUAAUGGUACUGGUUGUUUGGGGAUGUUGUUGUAGAUGUCUAGCACCGUUUAGUGGUAGAUGGAGGUUUUAAUUAAGUUACUGCCGCGAUUCAGGUCAUUUGCUGUGAAAUUAACUCAAAUCUGGUUUGGCGAAAACAAGAAAGGCAAGAUAUUAUCCUUCAACAGGUUUAUCUCUCUGGUUUACGAAGCUAUCAGCGCGCAAAAACAACUGUAAACUUAAUUACAACAUGACGCUUUCACAGUAAAAUUACUAUCACUGAUAUCACAAUGUUAUCAUAGCUUUACCCUUCAGCUACAGACCUAAACUAACAUGAUAUAAGGUUAAAUUACAGAACAUUCAUCUCUGUGUCUCUCAAAAUGGAUCAGCUCAGUCGAUUCAGCAGUCCCAAGUAGCCGGGCCGUCUUGUAUUCAGCGUCAGAGCAAUGGUAACAGGGACAAUGUGCUACAGUUUGACAACUACAACUUCCAAUAUGACAACGAACAAUACCUCCACGCUCAGCCUCAGGCCUACAACAACAACAUGGACAUGAUUCAUUCUCAACAUUUGAGUCGGCUGCAUUCUUACAGUCAGGUAACAUCAUUUAUAUUGUCAUAGGUAGUAGUAUUCACUUUUUUUCUAUUUUUAAUAGUUUUUACCUAAUUAAUGCUACCUUAUGGAUAAUAUGGUGUCUUUGGGUGAAUACUUAUCUUAAAUCAAAGUGUCACAUUAAAUUUGGUUUUGAUACUUUGAGUAGGACUGGUUUUUGUACUCUAUGACCAUUUUAAUAGUAUGAUCGCCUUCAGAACGAAAACAACUACUUAAAUACCUCAGGGCAUCCGAACGAAUGUCGUUUUGUACAGUUGAGUCAGCAUCAGUUUAAUCAUAUCAGCUCAAGCUUUCCAUUUCCUUUAAAGCACGAAAAUGACACAGUAAGUUACCGUAUACCUUAAUAUACAAUUACACCAGGAACCCUCAUCCGACGAGAGCAACAUCAGCGAACAUCAGAAUGGCGUUAUACGGAAAGGUAAGACUGAUAGUAUUUUAGCUUAUCAUAUGUUACUCAAUUGCCUUACUUACACCCCUCUUCCCCCUGGGCUCUAGAGCUUUACCACCCAUUAACUCUAUCAUAUUAAUGUAAACUUUGAUAUUACAGUAGAGCGAGCCAGGUCGAUGAAGAGUUUCCUCCCCACCGCCAUCUCCAUGAUCGACCCCCAACUGAGCUGUCUGAUCCAACAAGCAGAUGAAGCUGGCCUUCUGAAUCCGAUGGCAACAUUCUGUUCCGUGCCCGGCCGCCUCAGUUUGUUAAGUAGUGCUGCCAAAUACAAGGUUACAGUAGGCGAGAUCCAACGUCGAAUAAACCCUCCAGAAUCCUUGAAUGCUUCGGUUUUGGGCGGGAUUCUAAGGAGGGCCAAGUCGAAGGACGGAGGGAAAUCGUUGCGGGACCAGCUGAAGGUGGUUGGACUGACACUGCCAGCGGGCAGGAGGAAAGCUUCUAAUGUGAAUUCAUUGACAGCGUUGGUUGAAUGUAAGUUAUGUUUUGAGAAACUUUGAAACCUUAAAGAGUGUUUUAAAAUUUAAUUUUUUCAAUUUUAUAAUGAGAAUUUCAAAAAAAACUUAAAAUUUUUUAAAAAUUUAAAAAUUAGGUAAUAAAUUUAGAUGAAGCGAAUCAAUUGGCAAUUGACUUUGACAAAUUGUGUGAAAAUGAAUUUCCAUCGAAACAAAUGGCAGAAUUCGUGAUGAAGACACGAUGCCGAGAGGAUUCAGCCAAGGAACAAAGGAAGAACAUGGUCAUGAUGGCAAAGUAAGUCUACGUUUACUCGAAAGCUUAUAUUGCCUAAAAACUAAAAAUCUACUAAAACAAUAUAUUCUAAUAUACAACUUGUUACUCGAACAGUAAUUUACUUUACAACUAAAUAAAUAAAAUAUAAGAUGUUAUUGUUAAUAAUAUUACCAUUAACAAGAACAUCUUAUUCUAAAAAAGAUAAUAUAACAUUAACAUAAUAAACUUCAGACAACUAGUGCAAGAGUUCAACAACAUUUUGAGUUUGGAUGGAAGUCCCAGCUGCAACAAUCCGCCUCGACAAACUCUAGAUCCAGCCAUUCAAGGACCACUCACCCACUUUUCUCUGGUCAGUUUGGUACACUUUCUUUUUAAAAUCAAUUUUAGAUCAAAGUUUCUUUUUAAAAUGAUCAAUUUUUCAUAAUCCAAACAUUUGAAACUGAAAACGUUCCCAAUUCAGGUUACUCAUGGGUUUGGUGGGUCAGCAGUGCAGUCUAGCCUGAACGCCUUCAGCAACUACCUGAACGAGUUGGUGAGGCUGAUAGAAGCCAAGUAG
This is a messenger RNA of Bursaphelenchus okinawaensis, 2358 nucleotides long. The record is from the annotation of a GenBank genome assembly. NCBI's taxonomy places the organism in Eukaryota, Metazoa, Nematoda, Chromadorea, Rhabditida, Aphelenchoididae.